CGCCUUUCCACAACGACAAACAUGGCGAUAGUUCUCCGUGACGCCACCGAGGCCGACGUUCCAUUGAUCUAUGACUUCAUCCAUGAACUGGCGACGUACGAAAAGCUAGCUCAUGCGCAUGUGGGCACUCACGAGGACCUCCGCGACACUCUGUUUCGACACAAGUAUGCGCACGUCGUCCUUGCGUCCGUGGACGGCGCCGAAGUGGGCUUUGCCUUGUUCUACUUUAACUAUUCCACGUUCCUCAGCAAGCCUGGUCUAUACCUCGAAGACCUGUACGUGCGACCCAGCGUUCGAGGACAAGGCGUCGGCACCACCCUCAUGAAGCAUCUGGCGGCGCUGGCAUUGGCAAAGGGAUGUGGUCGCAUGGAAUGGAGUGCCAUCGACUGGAAUACCCCCGCGAUCAAUGUCACGUCUCCCGGGUUGAGAUGUGAUGAUCGAUGAGUGAAAUGAAAAGUGAUUGAUUGAUGAUUAAGAGAUGAAGAGGAUCGUAGUUCCUGUGUGGAA
This is a messenger RNA of Aphanomyces astaci, 507 nucleotides long. RefSeq lists its product as hypothetical. The transcript is spliced from 2 exons. The coding region runs from base 22 to 444 and encodes 140 amino acids. Gene Ontology annotation, molecular function: N-acetyltransferase activity. Lineage: Eukaryota; Oomycota; Saprolegniomycetes; Saprolegniales; Verrucalvaceae. The record is from RefSeq and is a predicted model, not a curated record.